CAGCAGAGGCAGACAAUGCGGUUUUGCGAUGCGUUUAUCCCUGCGUACAAUUUACACCCACAUCCAUGAAAACAUGAUGUCCCGAAGAUGUGAGAGGAUUCCUUGUGAUUUGGCUAUUUCUUUCUUUCUUUUUAUAAUCGGAUUGAAAAUUCCCUUACGUUUUGAUUGAGAACAAAAAUAGAGAUGAAAUUUCCAAUAGAAAACCCAAGGAAACAAGUUAACUGGGACCCUGAACAAGUGGCGGUCCAGACCAACUUGGUCCCUCCCAAAAAGGCCCAGUCUGGCAUGGCGAAGUCAACUCUAGUCCAGGCCAGUGUGGCCACCAUGCAGAACCCCAUGAGCUGCGAGCCUAAGGCCAAUGGUCACUGUCCACUGCCACGCCUCUCCAUCUCCUCCCGCUCUGCCAGCGUGGUGGCCAGCAUGGACGCCAGCUGUGACGGCAUGGCCGCAGCUCUUCACUCAGUGAUGAAAUGGAAGACGGUGCUGGCGGUGUUCAUCGUGGUCGUUCUCUACCUGGUCUGUGGAGGUCUGGCAUUUAAGGCACUGGAGCAGCCGUUUGAGGACGACCAGAAGACCAGCAUCACUCUCGUGAAGGCUUCGUUCCUGGAGAGACACCCUUGUGUUAAUCCUAAUGAGCUCGAGGGACUCAUCAAGCAUGCUAUAGAUGCUGUGAAUGCAGGAGUAAGUCCUAUUGGAAACACUUCCUACACUUCCAGUUACUGGGACCUGGGCAGUGCCUUCUUCUUCGCUGGAACUGUCAUCACAACCAUAGGUUAUGGAAACAUAGCUCCAAGCACGGUGGGCGGGAAGAUCUUUUGCAUCCUUUAUGCCAUAUUUGGCAUCCCUCUCUUUGGCUUUUUGUUGGCGGGGAUUGGAGACCAGCUGGGGACCAUCUUUGUGAAAAGCAUCUUGAGAGUUGAGAAGAUAUUUAGACAAAAACACAAACAGAUCAGCCAGACUAAGAUCAGAGUGACGUCCACCAUCCUGUUCAUCCUGGCUGGCUGCAUUGUCUUCGUCACAAUCCCUGCUGUCGUCUUCAAACACAUCGAGGGCUGGACCACACUAGAUGCCAUCUACUUUGUUGUGAUCACACUCAGCACAGUGGGAAUAGGAGACUAUGUGGCAGGUGGUGACCGUAGAAUCGACUAUAUGAAGUGGUACAAACCUCUGGUGUGGUUCUGGAUCUUGGUGGGAUUGGCGUACUUUGCAGCCGUCCUCAGCAUGAUUGGAGACUGGCUUCGAGUACUGUCUAAAAAGACCAAAGAAGAGGUUGGGGAGAUCAAAGCUCAUGCAGCGGAAUGGAAGGCAAAUGUUCGGGCAGAGUUCCGUGAAACGCGCCGGCGCCUGAGUGUUGAGAUCCAUGACAAGCUCCAGCGGGCCGCCACUAUCCGCAGCAUGGAGCGCCGUCAGCUUGGCCUGGAGCAGCGAGCGCUCUCCCUGGACAUGCUGUCUCCAGAGAAGCGGGCCUUAUUCGCCAGCCUGGAUGCUGGCCGCUUCAAGACUUCCUCCCAGGAGAGCAUCGACACCAAGCUCAACAACCUGAGGCUGAAGGGGGCCUGUGAGCUGUAUGACCAUCAAGCGAGUGAGCAAAUACCACAGACGGCGUCUUCCUCGGAGGAGAAUCUGUCCAACUUGCGCUUCGGAUCCCUCACCAAGCUGGCCAGACGCAACAAGAACCGGGAGCUGCGGAGGAACAUUAAUGAAGAUGUGCAACGGGCGAGCUUAGGCAUAAACAAUGGCAGUGCCAUGCUGGGUGAGGAGAGGACGGAAGAAGAGGAAGAUGUGGAGCCAGAUGACGAAAACGGAGAAAGAAAAGAGGCAAACACCAGUCUGACAAGCCUGUCACAGUAUGGAAUGGAGCGCAGCAAGCUGAAUGGGUUCGCACCUGUAGAAGCCAAAGAUAGAGAGAACGACUAGACAUUGAACGGACAAGUGUGUCAGAGACAGAGACAGAGACAGAGUGAAACAUACAGAGUGCAUGGUCCUUUGAGAUGUCAAUAAAUGUGCCUUUCUGUUUCCUAUGCUUAGAUCAUAACUGCUCCCAGGAAAUUCAGUCUUUGUGCCAUAGCCAUGGGAAGAAAAUGUGUCAAAGAUUGAAGCGACAGAAGAGGCUAUAGUUAAAAUACCUCAUAUCGGAUGUUACUGUAGAAUGGGCUACUAAAGAGCUAUCUUUCCAGCUUCGUUGUCUUUCAGCCUUGACAACUCUUACGAGACCCGUGGGCAACUGUCUGUUAAUGUUAAAUCUUUUUUUUUUUUUAACAACGUGGGCACGACAUUCAGAGAGCUAGCUCCAUGUCAUCCAUCUUUAAAACCAUUAUCGAUCCCCGCUCUGUCAUCUCAUGCUGUGGUGGCUAUUUAUUUUUAGCUCAGAUGCUAAAAGACUACAACGUUAAAAGAAUGGAGAGUGUGAGGUUGUGUUUCUACUGGAUCAAUAGACAAUAGGAACAUUAACUUACCUGACAUGUACAAUUAUUCCUUCAAGUGACUUGAGGGGUGUAAACUACUGCAUACUAAGAGCUCUUAAAAACACAAUAUUCACCUUAAUGUUGCAUGGUUAUCAAAUCACAACCAUUGCAGAUAAUUGACUUACUUGAAAGCUUGAAAUGACAGCUCUAAAAAUGUUUCUUUUUGUUUUGAUAAAUUGAAAUGUAUUGCUUUCUUUCAUAUUUUGUAAAAACAAACAUGUAUUUCAGUAAUGAUUGCCACCAUCGUGGAUCAACACUGAGCUGGAAUCCACCUGACAGGUUUCAUCACCUUUGGCCAUGAGAUUGUCAGCCAUGUUGAAAAUGUUUUCGUAUAUGACAUUCAGUUUUAUCACAAAUGUCUUCAGAAUACUUCAAUGACUUUUUAAUUAAUGAAUGUGAUGCUGUUGAUUUAAUUUUUACUCAUCAAGCAUGUUUGAAUCUGUGUUUACUCCAUUUUAUACCAGCCAAGCACUUGAGUUGAAUUUUCCAUAGAACUGUAAAAUAUGAACUAAACAUGUCAUGUUUUUUUUUUCGUAUUUCUUUUCUAAAGCAAAGCCAAACAUUGUGGCUUCAAUCAUCUUCACAUUGAAAUGUGUAUUCCUGUAGUUCCUAGAGGUUUACUCAAUGAAAUGUUUGAUGCAUUUUACUAACAGGCACUGUUUUUACAUUUUACAGAAUUAUUCGAUGUAUGACAAGCGAGCAUUGCAUGCAUUUCUAAAGGCGAAUCACACAUGCACACACACACACACACACACACACACACACACACACACACACACACACACACACACACACACACACACACACACACACACACACACACACAC
This is a messenger RNA of Cottoperca gobio, 3292 nucleotides long. It is a transcript of the gene kcnk10b, whose product is annotated as potassium channel, subfamily K, member 10b. The transcript has 7 exons. The record is from RefSeq and is a predicted model, not a curated record. Gene Ontology annotation, molecular function: outward rectifier potassium channel activity; potassium ion leak channel activity. Gene Ontology annotation, biological process: stabilization of membrane potential; potassium ion transmembrane transport. Gene Ontology annotation, cellular component: plasma membrane. Lineage: Eukaryota; Metazoa; Chordata; Actinopteri; Perciformes; Bovichtidae. Bases 184 to 1917 code for a protein of 577 amino acids.